Oncorhynchus tshawytscha (Chinook salmon) is the source of this 2134-nucleotide messenger RNA. RefSeq names its product neuroserpin. Lineage: Eukaryota; Metazoa; Chordata; Actinopteri; Salmoniformes; Salmonidae. Gene Ontology annotation, molecular function: serine-type endopeptidase inhibitor activity. The record is from RefSeq and is a predicted model, not a curated record. Gene Ontology annotation, biological process: negative regulation of endopeptidase activity.
GCAGAGGGUGGGACAAGAGCGAAAAUAUUUAGCUCGGAGAGCGACCUGCCGCGGCGGUGAAGAGAAACAGCGAGGCAACGCAAGAGACCGUACAGCAUCCCUACAGUAACUACCCGAUACCGUUCGCUCUCAGCUUUCCCAUGUUGGUUCUCAGCCUCCUGCCCCUCCUCCUGUUGCCGGGCCAUGGUUGCCAUGCCGCUGACAUUCCGGAGGACACCACGGCAGAGUUCUCCGUCAGACUGUACCACCAGCUGCAGGCGCGGGGGGGGGAUGACAACAUCAUCUUCUCCCCCCUGAGUGUGGCUGUGGCCCUGGGCAUGGUGGAGCUGGGGGCCCGCGGGGCCUCCCUCACACAGAUACGCCAGGCUGUUGGCUUCAGCCACCUACCUACAGAUGAGGAGUUCUCUCUGCUCCAGAACCUGACAGGGGCUCUGUCUGAAGACGACGCCCACUACGUCAUCCGAUUGGCCAACUCCCUCUUCCUGCAGAGUGGCGUGACCUUUAACCCGGAGUUCCUGCGGCUGAUGAGGAAGUACUUCCGGGCGGAGGUGGAGACGGUGGACUUCAGCGAAUCAGCCGCCGUGGCAGAGCAGAUCAAUGGCUGGGUGGAGAACCACACUGAGAGUAAGAUCCGUGACCUGUUGUCAGCUGAUGACUUCAGCAGUGUGACCCAGCUGACCCUGGUCAACGCUGUGUACUUCCGGGGCAGCUGGAAGAACCAGUUCAGACCGGAAAACACUAGAACCUUCUCCUUCAGCAAAGACGACGGGAGCGAGGCCCAGACACACAUGAUGUACCAGCAGGGAGACUUCUACUAUGGUGAGUUCAGUGAUGGUUCAUCCGAGGCAGGUGGUGUGUACCAGGUGUUGGAGAUGCCCUAUGAAGGAGAGGACAUGAGCAUGCUGGUGGUGUUACCCAGACAGGGUCCCCUGGCAGUCCUGGAGCCAAUCAUCAGAGCCCCUCUCUUGGAGGAGUGGGCCAACAAUGUCAAGAGGCAGAAGGUAGAGGUCUACCUGCCCAGGUUUAAGGUUGAGCAGAAGGUAGACCUGAAGGAGGCUCUGCAGGAUCUGGGCAUCAAGAACAUCUUCAGUAAAGACGCUGACCUCUCUGCCAUGACAGACGGUAAGGACCUGUUCAUUGGAAAGGCGGUGCAGAAAGCCUACCUGGAGGUGACCGAGGAGGGGGCGGAGGGAGCUGCAGGAUCAGGAAUGAUAGCCCUCACCAGGACUCUGGUUCUGUACCCUCAGGUCAUGGCUGAUCAUCCCUUCUUCUUCAUCAUCAGAAACCGCAGGACAGGUUCUAUCCUGUUCAUGGGCAGGGUUAUGACACCAGAGGUCAUUGAGCCUACCGACUUCGACAAUGACUCCAUAUAACUAUGACGACGACCAAUGGGAUUCCAGUGUGCUGCUAUCCCGCUAUGAGGUCAUAUGCUCAAAGCCAAUCAGAUCCAGGCAAAACAACGCCAUAAACGCAACCUUUCCUCUCCCCAUCGUCGGCUGUGUUUUUAUACUCUUAUCGAGAAUAUACAUGAUUCCUAUUCUAUAUUCUAUAUUCUAUUUGAUAUAUAUUGAUAUAUACAAAUAAUGUGACUGUGUUUUGAUACUGUAAGCUUUAACCACUUGGUAAGAGAGAGGGAGAGAGAGAUGUAAAUAUAUAUAAAGAAAAGUGAAAUGGUUUCUAUGGUCUAUUGGAUCAGUAGACAGCCAUUAGACAUCUGUGUACUGCCCCUUUCAUUUCACUAGCCUCACACACACAUGCUCUGUCGUUUCAGGUGUCUCCCAAAUCAACGCCAUUAUAUUCCUGUACAUUUACUACUGUGUUAUAUAUAAGACUAGAUAUUUAUUGCAAAAAAAAAAAAUGUGUGCAGAUUAUAUAUAUAUAUAUAUAUAUAUACGUAUGUAAACACAGAAUCUUAGUAAUUCUAUUUUAGUUCCCCCCCCCCCACGCUAGAAGUACCCGGCUAAAAUACUGAUGAACUAACAUGCCUUAUGAGUUGUUGAAUUAGUGCAGGCUUUUGAAGACAGUUGAACAGUUUGUGUAAAAUACUUUGCUCUUGUGAAGAGGCGUGCAGGUGGAUUUGGAGACCAGCUAUAUUCACUCUUUUACUGAAAUAAAUAUCAAUGUGUUCCAGUUA